UCUAAGUUUAUAAUAGAGAAGCGUAAAUCAAUCAAAAGUUCUUUCAAUUAUUUUUAAAUUGGAAUUAUUUGAUAACGUGUUGAGAUAUGAGUUCUUCUUCCUCCACAGAUUACAGCGUACGCUGGGAAAAAUACAGUAUUGGAUUGGAUCAUUUUGAAUGCGCGCGAAUUUCAUUUGUCAGAGCCACACAAGAACCAAGCCUAAUGUCCAUAUGGUCGACAAGCACUGGACGCAAUUCAGUGUUUGGCGCGGAGGACGGAGCGGUACUCCCCUCUUCGCAUUUGCCGAUACACGUGGCGCGCACACAUCUGCGCAACAUUGACGGCCACUGCUUCCAUAAGCGGUUCCACGAGUGUCAGCACCCGUUGGUUUUUGUCCUACACAGGACUUUUGGCAAGUUCUCCCAUUGGCACCAACGUUGCCAUCUACUUUCGUCAAAGAUGUCACAGUCAGGAGAUGGCCUUCACACGCCGGGUUAUCUCUCUUGGAGAAAAUUACAACUCAGCCGAGCGAAACUUAAAGCGUCAAGCAAGACGUCUGCUCUACUUUCCGGUUUUGCUAUGGUAGCCAUGGUUGAAGUACAAUUGAAUUCCGAUACGAAAGUACCUUCAGAGAUGUUAAUUGCCUUCGCUGUAUGUACUACCUUGCUGGUCGCGGUUCAUAUGUUAGCCUUAAUGAUAUCAACAUGUAUUUUACCAAAUAUUGAAGCUGUAUGCAAUUUACAUAGUAUAAGUUUGGUACAUGAAUCACCACAUGAACGUUUACAUUGGUACAUCGAAGUAGCAUGGGCAUUUUCCACUUUAUUAGGACUUUUACUAUUCUUAUUGGAAAUUGCUAUACUUUGUUGGGUAAAGUUUUAUGACUUUUCAGAAGUGGCCGCUUGGUCCGCUUGUAUCGUAUUAAUACCAGUACUAAUAAUUUUUCUUGCAUUCGCGAUACAUUUUUAUCGAAGUUUGGUAGCUCACAAAUAUGAAGUCACAGUAUCUGGUAUAAGGGAAUUGGAGUUACUUAAAGAACAAAUAGAAUCAACCGAUGUUGAGGGUAGGAAUGGUGUAAAUUUGCUACAAACCAGUGGCGUGACGCAUGUAGUUUGAACAUAAUGAGACAUGAUUUAUGUUACUUUUAAAAUGUGAUAAUCUCUUAUAAUGGAGGAUGAUGAAUCUCUGAUUAUCUGCUCAGGCUGCAAUAUAAACUUAUACAUGUUAUAUAUAUUAUAAUGCAAGAUGAAAAUUGAUUCAAAAAGUUUGAGAAAAUAAUUGUGUAUAUAACAAAUUUACACUAGAUGUGAUUUUUGAAUCACAUAAGAGAAUAUUCAAUACUUGAAAAACAUAAUAACUUUGAAAGAAAACAACUAUUUCUUUCAAUAAGCGAUAUAUUGUAUUCUUCCUCAUAUUUAUCCACAUAGUGAUGAAUUUUACAUGUACUGAAAAGUAAUUUUUGAUGAAAAAGUGUGCGUAUGAAAGCCAAACAUUCCUUUUCUCGCAUAGCGACUUAAUCUAUCAAAAAACGGUAUGCAGUAAUAUUUAUCAUAUGAUUUUCUUUAGUUAUAACUCAAAAAGCAACAAUUGCGAAUAUAAGUUUAUAUUUUUCGUUGACAAUGCGUGACUAACUCGCGUUGAAUGUACUUAUUAUCUCGUUUAAAAAUAUGCUUCCCGGUAUUAUUCACAGUUUUUAUAAUUUUGUUCGUUUAAUUUAUUAUUUUAUAAUCUUAUAAGACGUCCCAUGCUCAAGUGACAUUUCAAGUUUUUUACAUGGAGACAAAAUAAUUUCCUAUUUUAUUGUCUCUGUUGUAUUUGUACUUGGUUGUCAAAUUACUGCCAUCGCUGAAAGAGUGGUAAUUAUAUUGUACAUACUUUUUAUUGCAAACAAAUGAUUUAUAUAUAUAUUUGUUGAUAGAAAAAAUAUGCAAAAUUGAAGUACUUUUGCUACAAUAAAUUAUAUAAAUAACAUUGA
Molecule: messenger RNA, 1953 nt
Organism: Apis laboriosa (Himalayan honeybee)
Lineage: Eukaryota; Metazoa; Arthropoda; Insecta; Hymenoptera; Apidae
Product: calcium release-activated calcium channel protein 1-like
Biological process (GO): store-operated calcium entry
Cellular component (GO): membrane
Molecular function (GO): store-operated calcium channel activity
Source: RefSeq, a predicted model, not a curated record